AUGUCUCUAUCCAAUGAUGAAAGUUCUAUACCCGACAUCGAAAUCUAUAGCAAUGAGUUUGCGCAGCAGCUAACAGACAGGGGCAUUUAUCCAAACGAAUGGUCGGAUCCUGAUGGGCUGGUACCAGCACCACCUCGAAACUGGGAUGCCCUCAAUCGAAUGCUCUCUCGCCGACGAGCGUCUCUAACCGAGUCAAGCUUCUCCGAGGCUGACUUCACGAGCUUUAGGCAUAUCGCAGUCAACGCUUGGUGCAAGGCAGAUAUCCACGUAGAUAUUCUCCCCAUCAUAUGGGGCAAGAGGGACAGAGAACCUCCUUUUUUUCUUGGCCGCGGGGGAACAUUCAAAAAUAUUGCUCCUUUUAGCUCGGAUUGGCCUCUGCCUGUUGUUAGGCUGGAUUACUACAAUGGUGCACGUCAGGAUGACAUCGAGCUGAAGGUUCGUGAGAAACUCCACGACAAAAUUAUCCCUUGGCUAGGCGACAAGGAUCAGGUGCCACUAGCCCCAAACUUCUUUGUCGAGUUGGGCGAUCCUUCUGAGCCCACCACUGUGUGCUUUCGAAAGGCUUGCUAUGCUGGCGCUGUCGGGUGCCGGGCGAUGCAGGCUCUUCAGUCAUACCGGCGAGACCGGACCUUCUAUGACCACGAAGCAUAUACUAUUACAGGGACUUAUGCUAGUGGCAUGCUUACCUUGUAUGCCCAUCAUGCUAUUCCUCAUGUUCCUGGUGUCAGCAGCUGCCGUCAAUCCGACUAUAUUAUGACACAGCUGGGGGCCUGGUCAAUGAUCCACGAUGCGGCCACAUUUCGACAAGGUGCGACGGCUUUUGAAAUGCUCUUGAGUGGGCAAGAGAGAGGCUGCAGCAAUUGAAUACUGGGGCGAAUACAAGAGAGCAUUUGUACGAGUAUCGUACCUGACGGUGUUGCUGUCAAUGCCUGGAUACCUUCUGGUAAUUGUGGCGAGAGACGGUUGGUGGAGACU
Messenger RNA from Aspergillus sclerotioniger CBS 115572, 975 nucleotides. RefSeq lists its product as uncharacterized. The record is from RefSeq and is a predicted model, not a curated record. The transcript has a single exon. NCBI's taxonomy places the organism in Eukaryota, Fungi, Ascomycota, Eurotiomycetes, Eurotiales, Aspergillaceae. The coding region runs from base 1 to 864 and encodes 287 amino acids.